Eubalaena glacialis (North Atlantic right whale) is the source of this 2536-nucleotide messenger RNA. RefSeq names its product phosphatidylinositol glycan anchor biosynthesis class A (gene PIGA). The record is from RefSeq and is a predicted model, not a curated record. Lineage: Eukaryota; Metazoa; Chordata; Mammalia; Artiodactyla; Balaenidae. Gene Ontology annotation, biological process: GPI anchor biosynthetic process. The transcript has 8 exons. Gene Ontology annotation, cellular component: glycosylphosphatidylinositol-N-acetylglucosaminyltransferase (GPI-GnT) complex. Bases 105 to 1556 code for a protein of 483 amino acids. Gene Ontology annotation, molecular function: phosphatidylinositol N-acetylglucosaminyltransferase activity.
AGCCGCGGGAGGUCCGGACACUGGCGGCCAUGGAACUCGCUGGUACUAGAGGACACAUAUCUUAACUGGGUUGCUCUAAGGACUAAUGCCUAAACCAUCUCAGCAUGACCUGUAGAGGAGGAGCUGGGCAUGGCCAGCGUCCCUCAGCUUCACUCUCCCGUGUCAGCUCUGGACGUCUUUCCACGUGUAGAACCUGUACCCAUAAUAUAUGCAUGGUGUCGGACUUUUUCUACCCAAAUAUGGGAGGCGUGGAAGGCCACAUUUACCAGCUCUCUCAAUGCCUGAUUGAAAGAGGGCACAAGGUCAUAAUUGUCACCCAUGCUUAUGGAAGUCGCAAAGGCAUCCGUUACCUCACUAAUGGCCUCAAAGUCUAUUACUUGCCUCUGAAAGUCAUGUACAACCAAUCUACAGCCACGACCCUCUUUCACAGUCUGCCAUUGCUCAGGUACAUAUUUGUUCGGGAGAGAGUCACGAUAAUCCAUUCCCAUAGUUCCUUUUCUGCCAUGGCCCAUGAUGCCCUCUUCCACGCCAAGACAAUGGGCCUCCAGACAGUCUUCACGGACCAUUCCCUUUUUGGAUUUGCUGAUGUCAGCUCGGUGCUUACAAACAAGCUUCUAACUGUGUCUCUUUGUGACACAAACCACAUAAUUUGUGUCUCUUACACUAGUAAGGAAAACACUGUGCUAAGAGCAGCACUGAAUCCUGAAAUAGUGUCCGUCAUUCCUAAUGCUGUAGAUCCUACUGACUUCACUCCAGACCCAUUUAGAAGGCAUGAUAGUGUAAUAACUAUUGUUGUUGUCAGCAGACUUGUUUACAGAAAAGGGACCGAUUUGCUUAGUGGUAUAAUACCUGAACUCUGUCAGAAAUAUCCCAAUUUAAAUUUCAUAAUUGGAGGAGAGGGACCAAAGAGAGUCAUUUUGGAAGAAGUACGGGAAAGAUACCAGCUCCAUGACAGAGUGCGUCUCUUGGGAGCCUUAGAACACAAAGAUGUUAGAAAUGUCUUAGUUCAAGGACAUAUUUUUCUUAAUACUUCCCUUACUGAAGCAUUCUGCAUGGCAAUUGUGGAAGCAGCCAGUUGUGGUUUACAGGUUGUAAGUACCAGGGUUGGUGGAAUUCCUGAAGUACUUCCAGAAAAUCUUAUCAUUUUAUGUGAGCCUUCUGUAAAAUCUUUGUGUGAGGGAUUGGAAAAAGCUGUUUUCCAACUGAAGUCAGGAGCAUUGCCGCCUCCAGAAAACAUCCACAACAUCGUAAAGACUUUCUACACCUGGAGGAAUGUUGCGGAGAGGACUGAAAAAGUGUACGACCAAGUGGCAGGAGAAGCUGUGUUACCGAUGGACAAACGACUGGACAGACUCGUCUCUCACUGUGGCCCCUUGACAGGCUGCAUUUUUGCUUUGUUGGCUGUAUUCAGCUUUCUCUUCCUCAUUCUCCUGAGAUGGGUGACUCCAGAUUCUAUCAUCGAUGUUGCAGUAGAUGCCACAGGGCCAAAGGGUGCCUGGACUCAUCAGUAUCCUUACAGGAAAAAGGUGGACGAGAACAAUGAGCAGGUUUCUUGAGUAAAAUGGGCUGUCAGCGACCAGCAUGUUUUAAGCACCUACCACGCAUAGAACGUUGAACUAGAUGCUUCCUGCGUCAGGUUUGACAUGAAGUGGUAAGAUAUCCGCCAUGCCGAAAAUGCUCAUGCUUUUAAUGCCAGGAAAAAAUCGCCGGCGUACUCCGAGUUCUUCUUUGAUCCUGUUGGAUGCAUUCUCCUAGGUCAAGCCUUCGUCUUCGCUUGUGUGUAUGAAAAUACUUUUUGCUUUUUAAAUACUAGGGACCGAUACCACUGUUGAUGAUAGUGCAGAGAAACCCUCCACAUCCCUCAGUGCAUAACUUAGUCCUCUGUCAAUGCCUUCUUGUUUUCCAAGCACAAUGUACAAGGUGUGCCAUCUCAAAAUCAGCUGCUACCCUGUCCCUUUGAUAGAAGUCACUGCCCUUCACGUGUGGCCUAGCUGAUGCCUGAUAAGUAUUGUCAGUGUGCAGAAGUCUUGACCCCAGAAUGUUUUGUUUAUAGCCAAUUGAGUGUGAAAAUUUUAGGAACAGUCUCUUUGUGGAUGGAUGUUGUUAACUGAAAUCGUUGUGGCCCAUAGCCAUGGGUUUUUAAACCCCCAAUUAUCCAUAUGGUGUGUCUUAUUAAUUCUUUGAACUCCUUGGAAUAAGUGUUUGUGAUUAAGGACUGUGAAGUCACAAGAAUGAGGCACUGUGGGCGUGCUAGUUAGAUGCUGGCAGUAUUGCGAUUCUGUACAGGAUUUUUUUUUUUAAUGACAACAUUCACAGAACUUCUUUUAAAAAAGUAUCUUAACAUGCCUACUAAUUGGUUGCCACUGAUACAUAAGAAAUAUAUUUGUGUUUUGUACUAAAACACAAAUGCGAGAGUGCGAUUUUUAAAAUCUUGAAGUUAGGGGUUCUUUUGUUAAAGAAAAACAGACUGACCCAAACCAUUAAAUCUUACUGGGAUUUUUAUGCAUAGAAACUGACUUAUAUAAAUAUGAAAUAA